This is a messenger RNA of Corythoichthys intestinalis (scribbled pipefish), 10628 nucleotides long. Its product is annotated as unconventional myosin-IXAa-like. Gene Ontology annotation, molecular function: GTPase activator activity; ATP binding; microfilament motor activity. The transcript is spliced from 42 exons. NCBI's taxonomy places the organism in Eukaryota, Metazoa, Chordata, Actinopteri, Syngnathiformes, Syngnathidae. Bases 405 to 7439 code for a protein of 2344 amino acids. Gene Ontology annotation, biological process: establishment of epithelial cell apical/basal polarity; intracellular signal transduction. Gene Ontology annotation, cellular component: axonal growth cone; myosin complex; actin filament. The record is from RefSeq and is a predicted model, not a curated record.
GACGCGCGGCGCGGCCACGCUCAUUUCUGUGGCAGAGGAAGCCUCGAGGAGAGGAGAGCGACGUGACGUGACGUGACGUGAGGUGAAGUGACGAAAAAGACUGCAGAAAGAUCCACGCAGCAGAAGCCCGCACACUAACCACCCGGAACAGCUUUUCGAACCCUGAAUCGGAUCCUCCAUGAUCGACACAUCAGAGCGGUGGAUUGUUGCUCGAGUGUCCGGACGCAGCGCACCGGGCUUCGGCUGACUCGGUGGCGGUUGGCCGCUCUUCCUCGUCGCUCGGGCGGACUGGAGGAGGAGGCAGCGGCGGUGGUGGUGUUGGAGUAGGAGGAGGUUGGUAUGUCCUGAGUUGGCCCCAGCGGGCCAGGUGAGAGCGCUGUGCUGAUGGGAGCGGCUGCGCCACCAUGAGCUUCCAAGAUGGCAGCUGCAGCUAUGCCAGCAGCGCCAACCCGGCCGCCGCCAGCGGCAGCAUGCGGCGGCGCCUGGAGGACCAGGAGUUCACCCUGCGCGUGUACCCGGGCUCCCUGGCCGAGGGCACCAUCUACUGCCCCGUCGGCGCCCGCAAGAACACCACGGCGGCCGAGGCCAUCGACUGCCUCAUUCAGCGGCUGCGCCUGGACCGCACCAAGUGCUACGUGCUGGCUGAGGUCAAGGAGUUUGGAGGCGAGGAGUGGAUCCUCAACCCCGGCGACUGCCCGGUGCAGCGCAUGAUGCUUUGGCCCAGGAGCGCCUUGGAAAACCGUGCCGGCCUGGGCAGCGGUGAUGACUACCGCUUCCUACUACGGGAAAAGAACCUGGAUGGGUCCAUUCAUUAUGGCGGCAGCCUGCAGAUGUGGCUGCGGGUGACCGAGGAGCGGCGACGCAUGGUGGAGCGGGGUUUCCUCCCCCAGCCGGCGGGCAGCGACCCCCCGACUGACCUCUGCGCUCUACCGGAACUGACCGAGCGCGCCCUACUGGAGAGCCUGCGGGCGCGUUUCCGCCAAGAGAAGAUCUACACUUACGUCGGGAGCAUCCUCAUCGUAGUCAACCCCUUUCAAUUCCUGCCCAUAUAUAACCCCAAGUAUGUCAAACUGUAUGACAACCACACGCUGGGUAAACUGGAGCCGCACAUCUACGCCGUGGCAGACGUGGCCUACCACGCCAUGCUGCAGCGACGGCGGAAUCAGUGCAUCGUCAUCUCUGGAGAAAGCGGCUCCGGGAAGACGCAGAGCACCAACUUUCUUAUUCAUCACCUGACCGCACUCAGCCAGAAGGGUUUCGCUAGCGGCGUGGAGCAGAUCAUCCUGGGGGCGGGGCCUGUGCUUGAGGCCUUCGGGAACGCCAAGACGGCACACAACAACAACUCCAGCCGCUUUGGCAAGUUCAUCCAGGUCAACUACCAAGCGAGUGGCACUGUCAGAGGGGCCUACGUGGAAAAGUACCUGCUGGAAAAAUCGCGUCUAGUCUACCAGGAGCACAAUGAAAGGAACUACCACGUCUUUUACUACCUUCUGGCUGGAGCCAGUGAAGAAGAAAGGGAGUCCUUCCACCUGCUCAAACCUGAGGAAUACCACUACCUCAACCAGAUGACAAAGAAAUCGCAAAAACUCUACUGGGACAAUUACUAUGAGAGCGAGCUGCAGGACUGCUUCAGCGUGGAGGGCGAGGAUCUGAAACACGACUUUGAGCGUCUGCAGCUUGCGAUGGAGAUGGUGGGCUUUCUUCCAGCAACACGCAAACAGAUUUUUUCGCUGCUGUCGGCCAUAUUGCACCUGGGCAACAUCCGCUACAAGAAGAAGACCUACAGGGACGACUCCAUCGACAUCUGCAAUCCAGAAGUUCUUCCCAUCGUCUCGGAGCUGCUGGAGGUGAAAGAGGAGAUGUUGCUGGAAGCGCUGACCACCAGGAAGACUGUGACCGUUGGGGAAAGGCUCAUCGUGCCCUACAAACUUGCCGAGGCGGGCACCGUUCGGGACUCCAUGGCCAAAUCCUUGUACGGCGCUCUCUUUGACUGGAUCGUGUUCCGGGCAAAUCACGCUCUGCUCAACAACAAGGACCUGGAGGACAACUCAAAGAUCUUUUCCAUUGGCGUGUUGGACAUAUUUGGAUUUGAGGACUAUGAAAACAACAGCUUCGAGCAGUUCUGCAUCAACUUUGCCAAUGAGCGGCUACAGCACUACUUCAACCAACACAUCUUCAAACUGGAGCAGGAGGAGUACCGAACCGAGGGCAUUAGCUGGCACACCAUCGACUACAUCGACAACAGCAGCUGCAUCAACCUCAUCAGCAAAAAACCCACGGCGCUCUUCCACCUGCUGGAUGAGGAGUGCAACUUCCCUCAGGCGUCCAAUCAGACCUUGCUGGACAAGUUCAAGCGGCAGCAUGAGGGAAACAGCUACAUUGAGUUCCCCGCCGUCAUGGAGCCCGCUUUUAUCAUCAGACACUACGCCGGGAAAGUCAAAUAUGGCGUUAAGGACUUCCGAGAGAAGAACACGGACCACAUGCGUCCCGACGUGGUGGCCCUGCUGAAGAGCAGCAAGAACGCCUUCAUCUGCGGUCUGAUGGGAAUCGACCCCGUGGCUACGUUCCGCUGGGCCGUGUUACGCGCCUACUUCAGGGCCCUGGUGGCUUUUAGAGAGGCUGGACGUAGACACACGCAAAAGAAGACAGGUCAUGACGCCGCCGUCCCUUGUAUUGCCGUCAAAACUGUCGACAGUUUCAGUUUUCUUCAUCACCCGGUUCACCAGAGGAGCCUUGAGAUCCUUCAAAGGUGCAAGGACGAGAAAUACAGCAUCACCAGGAAGAAUCCUCGCUCUCCGCUGUCAGAUCUUCAAGGCGCCAACACCCUCAAUGAGAAAGCCAGCUGGGAUGGCUUCGGCGUCGGCUGCAACGGUCGCGGCUCGAAGUCGGGACGUCUGUCUUCCACAGGAAGCCCGACGGCCUUGGGAGAGGACGGCAUCUUUGUCAACUCGUCCAACAGCAAACUCCUGGAACGAGCUCAGGGAAUUCUACUGAGAAACAAAAACUGCAAAACCAAACCCAGCCUCCCCAAGCACUUGUUAGACGUGAAAUCUCUUCGCCACCUAAGCAGUGUGACGCUCCACGACCGCAUCACCAAGUCGCUGCUUCACCUGCACAAGAAGAAGAAACCGCCUAGCAUCAGUGCACAGUUCCAGGCUUCCCUCAACAAACUAAUGGAGACUCUUAACCAAUCAGAGCCAUACUUUGUCAAGUGUAUCCGCUCUAAUGCUGAGAAGCUACCGUUACGUUUUAAUGACAGCUUAGUGCUCAGACAGCUGCGGUACACAGGCAUGUUGGAAACGGUCCGUAUCCGACAGUCGGGAUACAGCAUCAAGUACACUUUCCAGGAUUUUGUUCGUCACUUUCAUGUGCUGCUCCCUCGAGGCACCAGCGCGACCAAGUCGGGCAUUCGGGAGUUCUUCAGGCAGAUCCACCUGAUGCCCGCUGGCUACCAAGUGGGCAAUACAACGGUAUUCCUGCGAGAGGCGGAGCGUCAACGUCUUCAGACGCUCCUCCACCAGGAAGUUCUGCGGCGUAUCGUCACGCUGCAGCGCCGCUUCCGAGCGGUCCUGGAAAGGAAGAACUUUGUCAGAAUGAGGCAGAGUGCACAUGUUAUCCAGCGAUGGUGGCGUAACUGCCUUCUCAGAGAAUCCGCUAUGGAUCUGAAAAUUCAGGAGCAAGCGGUUAUUUGCAUUCAAGCGUCCUGGAGGUGCUGCAGGCAGCGCCGGAGGUUCGUGCGGUGGCGGCACUCGGCCGUGGCGAUCCAGAGAAGUUGGAGGAUCUGCCGCCGUCGAAGGAUCGCAGCGGCCGUCACGGUGCAGGCGGCCUGGAGGGGAUUCGUACAGAGGAGACACUACUGUGAGAUGUACAGGACUGUGGUGCAGCUACAAGCCAUGGGAAGAGGAUACCUGGCCCGGCAAAGGUUCCGAGAGCUCAAGCAGCGGUAUGAACCACAAACACCCAUCCUUCCAGAACCCAAUCAUGACCUCGCCUCAUCAGAACAAGAAGGGGUGCAGAACAUCUCUGAAGAACCACCUGAAGACUCCACACACUCUGAGAAAGAGUCGGAUAGACGUCGGAGUAUGGACGAGGCAAGCCACAAGACCAGAUCCAAGAGAGAAAGCAGGCGGAUGAGAGAAUUAGAACAAGCUCAGUUCAGUUUGGAGCUUCUCAAGGUUCGCGCUGGUAGCGUCGUUGCACCACCUCAAGGCGAGAUAGGACCAGAUAGCAGUACCUGUCCGCUGGUGGACCUUUGCGAGCCUUCUACUUAUAGGUCUCCUGAAAAUGUUGAAAUACUCACUGUUGAGGACAUGGAGACUGACGGUUCAGGAGGUUUUGGGUCCAAGUUGACUACGCCUCUGGAACAAGAGCCUAUCAGAGAUUCAAACCACAAUGAAAAGCCUAGGACUGGGUCUCCUCUUAGGACUGAGAGUCCAAGAGCAACAUUUUACAUUGCUUCUGAUCAAAGUCCUGUGCGAGAGCCGAAAUGUGAAAGCCCUGGUAAAUCUUACAAUGACAGAAGGGACUCUACCUCUCGAAAACCUGUCGUGGUCUUGAUCAGCAUGCAAAAGGAAAUUCCUCUGGAAGAAGGUAUCCUUAUAUCCCGAACUCCAGAAAAUACCUCUCAACAUAGAGACACACCAAAUUCCCAACAAGUUCACAUAUCAGGUUUAGAGGUAGGGUCUAUGUUUGAACCAGCAAAUGAAAGGACUACACUAAAGAUCUUUGGGGAUGGGAAAUCCUCUGCUCUUGUAGCAAGUCCAGAGGUUCCUAACCUUUGCUCCUCAGAAGUGGACAUCAAGAUCACCCUGGAGCCCAAACCAGGUGCUACCCCCGUUCACAUGAGUCAGCAGGAGAAGAAAAUUGGUUCUCCCAGCCCGGUCCUUGACACUAAACCACCCAAAGCCCAGAAGAAGAGCUCGGCCCAGACUGUGAUCGUCAACAUGAUGGAAAAACCCUCCAACACUGUGUUCUCGCCGCCUCGACGCAAGCUGCCUUUUUCCAAGUCAGACAAGGAUUUGGUCAAUCAGGAAAGGUCGUUCUCAAUGUUCAGAGAUGAUUCCAGGACCAGAGAGGAUUCCCACAAAGAUUCUAAGAAGAUCCAUAAAACCAUGUCAUCAGGGGAUCUGGGCAAAGUCGAGGUGCUGAGAAAGACCUCUAGUCAGGAUGGAAGCCGGAUGAGAGGGAAGAUGCGGUUCUGGAGUAAGAGCAAACACAGCGGAAAGAAAGUUUCCAGGGAGAAGCCAGCCAGUAGGAACGACUGUGCUACAGAGACACCUGAGCAUCCAUCCCCUCCUCACAGUCCCGAUCUGGAGGCAACUUCCCCACGAGUGCGCGACAGCAAGGAGAACAAAGAACCUUCACCCAAGAUGAAGCGACGACGCAGCGUCAAAAUCAGCAGCGUCACUCUGGAACCCGUGCAGUGGCAGAACGAUGCGCUGCAUAUUCUGAGCUCGGCUCACGACUAUCGCAGCAUGAACGACUUCCUCCUGAAAAAGAUCGCUGACCUGGAUAGCGAAAAUGGCAAAAAGGACACCAUGGUUGAUGUGGUCUUCAAGAAAGCCCUGAAGGAGUUCCGCAUCAACAUCUUCAACUCGUACUCCACAGCCCUUGCUAUGGACGAUGGCAAGAGUAUCCGUUACAAGGAUUUGUACGCUCUUUUCGAGCACAUCCUAGAGAAAACCAUGCGGCUGGAACAGCGCGACUGGUGUGAGUCGCCCGUCAAGGUGUGGGUCAACACUUUCAAAGUCUUCCUGGACGAGUUCAUGACCGAAUACAAGCCCAUGGAGGGGACCAUCGGAAGGGCUGCCAAACGAGAGCGCAAGAAGUCUCGCAAGAAAGAAACUGACAUUGUUGAGGAGCACAAUGGUCACAUCUUCAAAUCCACGCAGUACAGUAUCCCCACUUACUGCGAGUACUGCUCCUCCCUCAUUUGGAUGAUGGACCGAGCUUGCGUCUGCAAAUUGUGUCGCUACGCCUGCCACAGAAAGUGCUGCUCCAAGAUGGCCACCAAAUGCAGUAAAAAGUACGAUCCUGAGCUGUCGUCUCGUCAAUUCGGCGUUGAGCUCUCGAGGCUCACCAGCGAGGAGCGCAACGUGCCUCAACUGGUGGAGAAGCUCAUCAACUACAUCGAGAUGCACGGCCUCUACACGGAGGGCAUCUACAGGAAGUCGGGCUCCACCAAUAAAAUCAAGGAACUGCGUCAAGGUCUUGACACUGACGUGAACAGUGUUAGCUUAGACGACUACAACAUCCACGUCAUCGCUAGCGUGCUCAAGCAGUGGCUCCGUGACUUGCCCAGCCCGCUCAUGACAUUUGAACUCUACGAGGAGUUUCUACGAGCUAUGGGUCAACCUAACAAGCGAGAGGUCAUCCGAGGCGUAUACUCUGUCAUUGACCAGUUGAGCCGCACACACCUGAGCACGCUUGAACGCCUCAUUUUCCAUCUGGUCAGGAUUGCACUUCAAGAGGAGACCAACAGGAUGUCGGCAAACGCGCUAGCCAUCGUCUUCGCUCCCUGUGUCCUGCGCUGCCCGGACACCAUCGACCCUCUUCAGAGCGUCCAAGAUAUCAGCAAAACCACAGCGUGUGUGGAGCUGAUAAUCAACGAGCAGAUGAGCAAGUACAAAGCGCGCCUGAAGGACAUCAACAGUCUGGAGUUUGCCGAAAGCAAAGCAAAAAGCCGGUUGACCCACGUCAGGAGGGCUAUGAGCAAAAGCCGUGCUCGGCAAAGCGGCACCCACGCGCAAUCGCCACCACUCAGCCCCAGGGUGGCGCCCUCGGUGGCGGACGGCGAGAGCGUGGGAACGGGAGGCGAGGAACCGUCCGAAGCCACGCUGAGUGAACAGCAGCAGAUUGCCAUGCAGCAAGAGGAACGGAUCCUCACUGAGCAGAUCGAGAGUCUGCAAAAAGAAAAGGAGGAACUGACGUACGAAAUGUUAAUCUUGGAGCCGCGAGCGUCCGACGACGAGACUCCUGAAUCGGAAGCGUCCAUCGGCACGGCGGACAGCUCUGAGAACAUCACCAUGGAAACCGAAGGGGCCACAGCAGAGACCCCAGAUUCGGGUACUUGGAGCUGCAGAAAAUUGGACCCCAAGAGCAGGCGACCUUUGCGGCACCUUCCCGAUUCUGUGGACUCCGCCGACUCAGUGUCUGUUGUCUCCUGCUCCUACCGACCGCCAUCCGCUUCGCCGUCCCCUCACUACCGCUUCCGCUCCUCGUCGUCCGGUCCUCUGCUGGCGACUUACGGCCUCGGAGAGGCGGCGGCAAACGACGCAUCGGAUCCCGAGCGGCGACCCAGCAAAAGCCGUCCCGGUCACAGGCUACGACUGAGUCGCAGCUCGCCGCGUGAGCCGUCGAGCGGGCGCCGCAGGGAACCGGAAUUCGGCUCGGCGCCGCAGCAGCUGGUUCUGUACGGCAGCAACGAGUUCAUGGUGUGACGUCGGCCAGACGUAAGUGUGUUCCGAGUACGCGGGGCUGAGGCUGGUCUCUCCUCAGCGGGGCAGGGACCCGACGGCGGCGAGCACUGAGCCAGAGCGCGGAAGAAAGAGAAGGAAGCGUGACUGAAAUUUGGCGGACCAUCUUUCUUCAGCUUGUAGCCAUAACGACUGAACUGCCCAGCUACGCAAAGCUAUGCUAUGCUAAGCCAAGUCUGCUUGCCACGUUUACGCACCAGCAGAGAUGCUGCAUGCUCGCCCAUUUGACUUCCUUUAAAGAGAGCGUGGGAUGACACGUCACAGCUGACACUUCAUACACUCAAACUACGGCACGUGAGACGAAAGCUAAAACCACACGUCGAGAAAUUGAGCCUUUUCUUCAAUUUUCAAGAUCAGUAAUCCCCCUCUGUUGCGGGUUCUGCGUUCACAAAUUUCUUUGUACAGUUUUCUGACAAUAUUAUUUUGAUAUAUUAUUUUAAUUCCACCGUCCACCGCUAGAUGGCGGCAGUGGGAUUAAACUGACGCGGUGUGAAUUUGACUAAAAAAGAAGAAUGAAAACAGGAUUUUUUUUUUUUUUACCCCAAUCCUGUCAUUUUGUAAUGUACCUACAUCUAUAGGCAUGCUUAUUGAUUUAUUCUAUAUCUUGAGAUGAUACGGGUUUUUUUUUGGGGGGGGGGGGGGGUUGAAUCGAAAUCAGGUGUUAUCGCAGAUUUUAAUUUAGCGUGGGGGUUCUGGAACGUAACUCACGCAAUGGAGGUGGGAUUACUCUAUUACGUGGUACAGAAAUGUGUCGUUAGCUUCACGUAAGACUCAAAAUUGUCCUGAACUUAUUAGCUAAACCAGAGUUUCUCUAAAAAUGAACAGUUUUUACAUUGACGACGCUGUAACUUUGGCAUUUUACCACGUACAACCCUUUCAAACUCAGGAAACAGAUCAACAAAUUUUCUCCUGUUCUAACAGCUUUAAUGUUAUUUCAUAAAUUAACUCACUGGCCGCCAUUGACGGCGAUAGAUGUCCGAGCCGUUUCCAGCCCAAAUGGCGCCAGUUUUGCCAGUAACCGGCGACCAAUCCCGCCUCUCUUGCCAAAGUCCCGCGAACUAGCGACGAUUACGACGAUGUCCCGUAGGAAUAGCAUGUACAUAGAGAGGAAGUCAAGCGUGUCCAAUUCGAAGCCAUUCAUUCCAGAGCCACUUGUGUAAACAUCAGUGUUAUGACAUCACCACUUGAAUUUUGUCUUUGUUUAAACUGUUGCUGUAACAAUGCGUGCUGUCACUGCUUAUUAUUGAUAUGAUAUGAUAAGUUUUUGUUAGUCAACAGGCUUGUUAAUUUUUUUUUUUUUUUUUUACCCCGACUGGGUUAAUUAAUAGCGGCUCACACACAUGCACACACACGAUUCAAGAUUUAACCAAUAAGUACAUGUUCAGCUUCAAUUGAAGAGCUAUUCUAUUAUAGGAAAAACGUAGGAAUUAAAUACAUUUUCUCAAAAACAUUUACCGUAUUUAUAAGUUCAAGUGUGAGUCGCAUUUUGGUGUAGCAAAUUUUUAAUUGAUCAAAAACCAAGAAACAACAAACAUCCGGUAUAUCACAAAAGUGAGUACACCCCUCGCAUUUCUGCAGAUAUUUAAAGUGCAUGUGACACGAAAAAGCAUGUUUAUUCCGUAAUACACGCGGUAUUUUAUGCUCCUGAAGGAUAUGGACCGCUUGGAUGUGUGUGGAAGCGAUCGCUAUAUUUAUUUAGUUUUUUUAAUCCCGCGCCAUGAAAAUGAGUGACUUCCGGCUUCGGUCUUGCGUUGAGGAGUAGGACGCUGUGACGUGUACGGUAGAAGGUGUCCUCUUCACUAUACAGCGUACUGUUGUGUAUGAGGACGAAGGAUUCAGCUGAUUUUGCAGAUUAAUACGUUUAUUUUUCGCAUCACGCCAGCCAAACCCCUGCAGAAAAAUCAUUCUGUAUGAGGGAGAGGCGUAUACGCCUUUUUGGAGUUUCAAAAGGUUCCCAUUCACCGUGGAUAUUGGCCAAAACAAGCCCGACGACUACUGUGGGACCAUUGGACUUAUGAGGAAGUGAGUAAACAUCUUGUUUAGUAUUAUGUCGAAUAUUAAUACAGCGAUUACAAAGUAAACACUACAAACUUUCUUUAAAUAAAGGACUACUUACGUUUGCUCAUUGAUAGGCAUGUAAAAAGCUCUCCUCAUGCACAUUAGCAGCACGUUAGCUGCACAACAACUGCAGCCGCCCUCCUCCGGGGAACGAACUGUAAAUUGCUCUCCGCCGGGCGGUUUGCCGGUCCGCAAAGACAUUCGACAACCCAGUCGUCAUGUCAAAUAAUCCAGGCUAGUUAUGUGUGAUUUUCCUCUUCGAAGACUUUGAAACAUCACUCGGUUCGGGUUAGCAUGUCGGCUAGCUGUCACGCCUUUUGGUUUGUUUACAUUCUCCGAAGCCGGGGAAGGGAAAUGACAUAUGUCCGAUUUAGGUGUCAUAAAAUACCGUUCGGGAGGUGCGACAGUAAAGGUGAAGUCGACGGUUUUGACCAUUAUGGAGUAAUUUUGCCAUGUCGUCCUGAAUAAAUGCAUUUUUAUUAUUUCAUAUUCCAUUUUGCACAAGACUGUUAUUUGUCAUGACCAUGCCAUUUAUUUAGCAAUUGGGGAAAAUACUUGGAUAAAAAGAAUAUCCUGUAAAAAUAUUGAAGUAAAGAGACAGAAACAAUGACAUUUCGCAGCUCUCUUCGUCGCGUUUUCCUCGUUGUGAAUAGUUCCCCCUCGACGGGCUGACUGGUCCUUCUCAAGCCAUUUAUAUAGCUAUUGGGGAAAAAUACUUGGAUAAAAAGAAUAUCCUGUAAAAAUAUUGGAGUAGAGAGACUGAAACAAUGACAUUUUGCAGCUCUCUUCGUUGCGUUUUCCUCGUUCUGAAUAAUUCCCCCUCAAUGGGCUGAAUAGUAAAACCGAUGAGCCCAGUCUACCGCUGACGUCAUCCACCUGUUGGGGACGCUAAAGCCCUAUAAUGGUAGGCGUGGCUAACCGGCAGAUUAAAAGACUAAUUUCUCGUCAUCUGCGCUUUGCUAUAUUGUUGUAUAUAGUCGAAUCGUCUCAAAAUAUGAUUCUAAUUCACAUAAUAAUGCAAUUUAAGACUUUUUUUCUCCUCUCGUAUGCUCUUUAAGUAUAUCUUUCCACGGGACAACACUGACAAAAUGACAC